Mesorhabditis spiculigera is the source of this 300-nucleotide messenger RNA. Lineage: Eukaryota; Metazoa; Nematoda; Chromadorea; Rhabditida; Rhabditidae. The record is from the annotation of a GenBank genome assembly.
AUGUUGGCCGGAAAAGGAAUUCGACGCGCAGUCUCCCAGGGCCGCCAGUUUGUGCGCAACGCAGUUACGGGCGGUUACGGCCAAACUCCACUCGACACGAAGAUUCCGAGCAAGAGCGCCAUGUCAAAAUACGCAACAGUGGCCGGAGUCGGGGCCGCUGGUGUGGCGGCUUAUGCCUAUUUCAGGCCGACUGAUCGGUCCCGCCCUAACGCCACCUCGGGCCCGAUGGUCAUGCAGCCAAAUUCAGGCUCUGUGCACAGAGCCCACCAAACCCUUGGCGUCGACCGAGCCGCCACCGAG